AUGGUGGAACAGGCAUCAUGGUCAAGAAAGAGAGAUCAGAUCAAGCCGGCCCUGAUAUGGAAGUUCACCAAGCCGGAGGUAGACCACGCCCUGGAAAGGAUCGAGCGAUUAAAGUCGCUGAUCCAAUGUGCCUUAACUGAAGACGUAUUCACGUUGUUUCAGGCCAUUCACGGUGAUAUCGUGGCUUUGGGAAACCAGAUGGAGCGACUUCAUAUUCGUACUGAGCGGCUGCAAAGCCAUACUGAUCAGGACUUGCAACAUCGACUGGCGCAAUGGUUGGGUAUUCCAGACCCGUCGACGAAUUACCACGCAGCUCUCCAGAAGCGACACCCCAAGACUGGAUUGUGGUUGGUAAACGGGAUACAUUUCGCUGGUUGGAAAAGCUCCGAAUCUUCUUUGAUGUGGCUGUACGGCAAUGCGGGUUGUGGCAAGACGGUACUAAGCGCUGCGGCGUUGCAAAGCAUAAUCCAGCACCGAGACUCUCGACCGGACACGGCCGUCGGCUACUUCUAUUUUGACUUUAACGACGCCGAGAAGCUGUGGUCAGGAAAGGCGAUUCGAUCAAUAUUGUUCCAGUUUGCUCAACAAGCGAAUCACGAUCUCCAGAACCUGAAGCAGAUGUACCAAAGUUGUGGGAAUGAGCAGCAGCAGCCGGCCGAGGAUGCGAUCCGAUCACUGCUUCGCGACACGACGGACCGGAUAGGAUCCAAGUUCGUCGUCUUGGAUGCGCUGGAUGAAUGUACUGAUCGGGAAGAUCUCUUGACGUUUCUCCGCAAUUUGGUCGACCUAAAGCUGACAGGUCUCCGUGUGAUGGCGACGAGUCGUCGAGAGAAAGGCAUCGAAGAGCGAUUGACACCGAUGGCGAACUACAGCAUCGACAUCCAGAGUGCUGUUGUGGACGCGGAUAUCCAGACCAGGUUCCGAUGGGUGUACUGUCAGCUGGAAUCGAUUCGACACUGUGCUAAGCUGCGAGCGCUCCAAGAGGCAUUAUCGAGCUUGCCCAAGACGCUGGACGAGACGUAUGAUCGGAUAUUGCAAGGUCUGGAGUCGAGAGGCCAGCUCCGUGAUGCGGUCACGACAUUGCGGUGGUGGUGCUAUUCAAUACGUCCUUUACACAUGGCCGAAAUAGUGGAAGUCCUUGCCAUUGAGGGCGGAGACGAUGGAGGCUUUUUCCCGGAGGAGCGCCUUCCAGACCCGGCGGAUAUUAUGGUGGUAUGCUCCAGCUUGAUCAGCUGUAGUGCUGCCGCAGAUGACGACGAUGACAACUACAACGAAUACGGCAACGACGACGACAAUGACGAUCGUGAUGGAGGCGAUAGUAGCCAUCCAGAAGGCCACAUCAAGCAGAUUCGACUGGCCCACUUUUCUGUGAAAGAAUAUCUCUCAAAUCGAUGUGCUCUUCACUCAGAUUUCCAGACCCCGGCGUUGGUGCUUCGGUAUCCACUGGUUCGGUAUGCUGCGGAACAUUGGUGGCGGCACGCACAGAAGGUCGAUGAAGCUGAUGCCCGUACAAUGAUCGAUCUCGCGUCGAGACUGUUGAGCGUCGAAGAUGGGGCCCUGUUGUCAUGGAUACGGCUCUACAACCUUGAUGCCCUGCGGAGAGGCUUGUACCUGUCCCUCACAUCUGCUGAUGUGGCCCCGCCAUUGUAUUACGCAGCUUCUGUCGGGUUGUUGAGAGUCACUGAGAAUGUAUUGCUACAUACAACGAAUGUCAAUGCUCAAGGAGGCAGGUAUGGUAAUGCCCUGCAAGCAGCUUCAUAUUGGGGCUACGAGAAGGUGGUACAGCUACUGCUGGACGCGGGAGCAGAGCACGAUGAGUGGAGCGGUUAA
Molecule: messenger RNA, 1830 nt
Organism: Rhinocladiella mackenziei CBS 650.93
Lineage: Eukaryota; Fungi; Ascomycota; Eurotiomycetes; Chaetothyriales; Herpotrichiellaceae
Exons: 7
Coding region: 1-1830 (609 amino acids)
Source: RefSeq, a predicted model, not a curated record